This is a messenger RNA of Eremothecium cymbalariae DBVPG#7215, 1038 nucleotides long. RefSeq lists its product as uncharacterized. Gene Ontology annotation, cellular component: cytoplasm. NCBI's taxonomy places the organism in Eukaryota, Fungi, Ascomycota, Saccharomycetes, Saccharomycetales, Saccharomycetaceae. The transcript has a single exon. The coding region runs from base 1 to 1038 and encodes 345 amino acids. The record is from RefSeq and is a predicted model, not a curated record.
AUGGAAAGGGUCAUUGUGUCUGAUGAUGAGGUUAGGAAGUUCUUUCUUGGAAUUUCUUCAGAGGGAUUAAAAAGACAGUUGGACGGGCUCGAACAUGGUCUAAGCAAGUAUUCAGAGAACCCUAGCAUUGUUCCCAGACGGUUAUUGCAAAGGACUAGCGAUGGAAGCACCUUACAUAUGUAUAUGCCAGUGGUUGAUACAGAGUAUAGUGGAAUAAAGAUGUUAGGGUACAAUGAAAACGGCGGAUCUGGUAUUAUAGGGUGCAUUAAUGUCACUGAUGGAAGGAGUGGGCAGUUAGUUGGAUGUGUGGAAGCAAAGGAAUUGACUGGCGUUAGAACAGCAUUAGCAAGCUGUAUUGUUCUAAGACAUCAAUUGGAUAAGCUUCGUACCGAUGGGGUUGAAAUCACGAUGUUCGGAAGUGGAUUGCAGGCCUUUUGGCACAUUUUUAUCGUUGGGAAGUUGUUAAGGGGAGAUAAUAACAAGAGAGAUCUGAAGGUAAAUAUUAUAUAUAGGCAGCAUCCCCUUCAAUUGGAUGUUUUAGCCAAGGAAAUUGAUGGAACUGUCUUUAAGCAGGUUUUACUAAGUGAUCAGAACGCAGUUGAUCAAGCAUUACUUAGCAGCGACAUUAUCUUUUGUUGCACCGCAUCAUUGAAUCCUUUAAUAUCUUUGAAACAACUACAAAUCGAAAGAAUUGGCUCUAAUCCAGUAAAGCACACCUAUAUAUCUCUUAUUGGAUCUUACAAUUCUACCAUGCACGAGUGUGAUCAGGAUUUAAUAAAGGAAUUUCAACACCGCGAUGUUAAGAUCUUGGUUGACUCCAAAGAACAUACCCUGAUAGAAGCUGGUGAACUGAACUUAGCUAAGGUACAGCCAAAUCAAGUAUUAGAAAUAGGGGCAUUUCCGGGAACUGGAAACGUGUUCUGUCCAAUUUCCCCACACACGACUAUCACUUUAUGUAAGAUUGUGGGCCUAGGCAUUAUGGAUAUCUGUGUCAGUAAAAAUAUGCUAAAGAUGCUAUCAGAUAGAGCGGCUAUGUAA